Perkinsus marinus ATCC 50983 is the source of this 336-nucleotide messenger RNA. RefSeq names its product aspartate aminotransferase, putative. The transcript has a single exon. Gene Ontology annotation, molecular function: transaminase activity; pyridoxal phosphate binding. Gene Ontology annotation, biological process: biosynthetic process; amino acid metabolic process. NCBI's taxonomy places the organism in Eukaryota, Perkinsozoa, Perkinsida, Perkinsidae. The annotation marks the transcript as partial. The record is from RefSeq and is a predicted model, not a curated record.
AUGAGUUCAAUCUUCGAAUCGUGUGAUCUUGCUCCUCCGGAUCCUAUUCUUGGUACUACUGUCGCCUACAAGGCCGAUCCUUUCCCGAAGAAGGUCAACCUCGGUGUCGGUGCUUACCGUGAUGAGAAUGGCAACCCUAAGGUGCUCGAUGUUGUUCGUAAGGUCGAUCAGCAGUUAGCUGCUGAUAUGAAGGUCGAUAAGGAGUAUGCUCCCAUUGAUGGGUUCCCGGCUCUCAAGCCUCUCAGUCAACGACUCCUCUUCGGCGAGUCCAGUGAUAGGAUUGCUAGCAGUCAAGCUAUAUCUGGUACUGGUGCUUUGCGUAUCAUUGGUGAUUUC